AAGAAGUUUCAGUCUACAUUGAAUUUUCCAAAUCGAAAUAACUUGGUUUCCAAGUCUACAACUUGCCCAGAGUGUCAUAUGACUUAUUAUGAGUACAUUUCAAAGGAAAAGGAGCUUCACAUGAGGUACCACGCUCGCUACAAUUCGGGUAUACCGUGGCCUCCAUCACUUUCUACCAAGGUAGUGCGUGAGUUCAUGUUGCAUAGAGUACUAGAACCGAAGCAGAAGGGCUUUAAAAGAGUCAAGUCUUCUACUGUUUCAAUAAAAGCUGAAGUUGUUUCAGUUGAUAAGAAUAGUAAGAGGCAGAUCCAGAAGGCCCAAACUAUUUUAGAUAUGGUGAAUCGUGAACUCAACGCUCCUUCUGAUUCAGGAAGUUGGAAGAAGGUUGAAUGUGAGUCAAGUAAAGCAUUUGUUAUAGUCAUCAAUGGCUAUGCAAUUGCGAUAUGUAAUACGGACCCAAUAACUAAUGUAGAUAGACAGGCAAGGUGGAUGGUUCAUCGUUUACAAACGGUAGUACCGAAUCAAGUUGUAAAGACAGCCAAGGUAGGAAUCUCCAGAAUUUGGGUUGCACCCAGUUGGAGACGUAACCACUUAGCCCAAAUACUUCUUGAAGUUGUGCUCACAAAUUCCAUAUUCGGAACAACUCUUAAUAGGAAUGAAGUUGCCUUCAGUCAACCAAGUCAUAGUGGUGGAUUACUUGCGAAGAAGUUCAAUGGUGUAACUCAUAAGAGUGGCGAACUACUAAUUCCCGUGUAUCUCGAAUGA
Scheffersomyces stipitis CBS 6054 is the source of this 765-nucleotide messenger RNA. RefSeq lists its product as uncharacterized. Gene Ontology annotation, cellular component: nucleus; chromatin. The annotation marks the transcript as partial. Gene Ontology annotation, molecular function: protein-lysine-acetyltransferase activity. Gene Ontology annotation, biological process: mitotic sister chromatid cohesion. NCBI's taxonomy places the organism in Eukaryota, Fungi, Ascomycota, Pichiomycetes, Serinales, Debaryomycetaceae. The record is from RefSeq and is a predicted model, not a curated record. The transcript has a single exon.